CAUACGAUUAUACUGUUCUUUGGUCAGACCAUUGUCCCGUAUGCAAUAACAACAUUAUUAUUUUCGCCAGUUCGCUUGCAUAUUAUUUUUCUAUAUAAGAUUGAGUUAAACAUAGAAUUGUGCUUAGUUGUCCUUCAAAUGAAUUGGAUGGUACCUGGAGAGUACUCCAUAAAUAAAAACUUAAAACCUCCAUUCACAUUAACCAUCGAAAUAAAGUAAAAAUUUGAGCAGUGUAUUAACCAUUAUCAAUUUACACUUAUUUUUAAAAAUGAGUGACAAUCAAUCGAUGAAUCUGAGGAGUAAUCUAUUUAUGAUUGGAAAAAGGAUGAGUUCUCUCAAUAAAAAAAAAUUACCAACGAAUAAACAGGUUUUGCAACUCUUAUAUCAUCACUCAAGAAAUCUCAAAAAAUCAAUCGAUGACAGCGUUGUAAGUGUUAUAAGUGAAGUUAGAGAGAUUUGGAAUAUAGCGGAGAUUCCAACGCAAAUUAUUUCACGUUGUAAAUUAAAAUUGAAAACUCUCCAUAAAGAGUACAGGAAUGCUCAAAAACACGUCCACCGACCUAAAGAAACCAAAGAGAAAAAUUUUUCCAGUACACUCAACCAAUUAUUUGAUAUAGCUCAUGGUAACGUUUUUGAAUUAAUUGGUGAGGAAAAGAAACAAUUUUUGAUUGAUCAACGAUCUCAACGGAUUUUUCAUCUCACAGCCGCAAAAAUUAAUGAAACAACAAAUGAAAUUGCUGAGGUUCUUUUAUCACCUGAAAAUAACAAUCAAGUUGGUGAUGAAAACAAAGUUGUAACUCAAGCUGACACUUUUACGACAGAUCCUAUUUCAAAAAGUGGAAAUGAUCAGACAUCUGAUAUCGAUGCACUGUGCUCGUCAGGAACUCCGGAUUUCAUGAAAUCCAGUGGCGAAACUGUGAGCAACUCACAGUCAACAUUAGUGUCAGAGUUUGAGGGAACUGGAAGAUAUUACAAGCCAAAAAAUAUCCGAGGAACUACCAGUAUUUUUACUGAUGAUGUUGUUGCUGCCUUUGACAGCUGUAAAAUUUCUUAUCGAGGAUCGGUUCGACUUGUUUCAGCUUUGGCACCAGCUCUAGGAUUGAAUCCUCAUGUUCUUAUCUUGAAUAAAAGUUCUUAUCAUGGGUUACGGUCAAAAAUUAGAAAAAAAAUGGCUGAAAAUAUUAAAAUUUUGUUUGGUGAAAGUGUAGUUGAUAGUGGAAUGAUUCAUUACCUCGUGCUCUAG
Molecule: messenger RNA, 1243 nt
Organism: Bactrocera neohumeralis
Lineage: Eukaryota; Metazoa; Arthropoda; Insecta; Diptera; Tephritidae
Exons: 4
Coding region: 269-1243 (324 amino acids)
Source: RefSeq, a predicted model, not a curated record